UAAAUAGGAGUCCACGAGGAAGCUGAGCUGGUGUGUAAUGAUAGGGCAGCAGCCGCGGCUGCAGCAAACCGACUCCUGGAGCCGGUGCGGUGCCACACAGGUGCUCCGAGGACUAAGAGGCAUAAUUAGAUAGCCGGGAAGGCAAAAACACACCUCUGGGGUUUCACCUGUGGACAUCAGAGUGCAGAGCCAGUCAGUGAAAGCAAAGAGGUAGCAGAGACUCAACAGUGAUCAGUCACAUCUAGAGAAACCAAAGUUGAAAGUUUUUGUUUUUGUUUUGUUUUGUUUUGUUUUGUUUUCCCUCCUGUUUUCUCUUUCACUCCCCUCCCCUGGCGUGACACUACCAUGGUCAGAAAGCCAGUUGUGGCCACCAUCUCCAAAGGAGGUUACCUGCAGGGCAAUGUGAGCGGGAGGCUGCCCCCCAUGGGGGGCCAAGAGCCACCGGGGCAGGAGAAGGUGGUUCUGAAAAAGAAGAUCACUUUGCUGAGGGGGGUCUCCAUCAUCAUCGGCACCGUCAUCGGAUCGGGCAUCUUCAUCUCCCCCAAGGGCAUACUCCAGAACACGGGCAGCGUGGGCAUGUCCCUGGUUUUCUGGUCUGCCUGUGGAGUACUGUCACUUUUUGGAGCCUUGUCCUAUGCCGAAUUGGGUACGAGCAUAAAGAAAUCUGGUGGUCAUUACACAUACAUUCUGGAGGUCUUUGGUCCUUUACUAGCUUUUGUCCGAGUCUGGGUGGAACUGCUCAUAAUACGGCCUGGAGCUACUGCUGUGAUAUCCCUGGCAUUUGGACGCUACAUUCUGGAACCGUUUUUUGUUCACUGUGAAAUUCCUGAACUUGCAAUCAAGCUGGUAACAGCUGUGGGCAUCACUGUGGUGAUGGUCCUAAAUAGCAUGAGUGUCAGCUGGAGUGCCCGGAUCCAGAUUUUCCUAACCUUUUGCAAGCUCACAGCAAUUCUGAUAAUUAUAGUCCCUGGAGUUAUACAGCUAAUUAAAGGGCAAACACAGCACUUUGAAGAUGCAUUUUCAGGAAGAGAUGCAAAUUUAAUGGGGUUGCCCUUGGCUUUUUAUUAUGGGAUGUAUGCAUAUGCUGGUUGGUUUUACCUCAACUUUAUUACUGAAGAAGUAGACAAUCCUGAAAAAACCAUCCCUCUUGCGAUCUGCAUUUCCAUGGCCGUCAUCACAGUUGGCUAUGUGCUGACAAACGUGGCCUAUUUUACGGCCAUCAGCGCCGAGGAGCUGUUACAAUCCAAUGCUGUGGUGGUGACCUUCUCUGAGCGGCUGCUGGGAAAUUUCUCAUUAGUAGUCCCGAUCUUUGUUGCCCUCUCCUGCUUCGGCUCCAUGAACGGUGGCGUGUUCGCUGUCUCCAGGCUAUUCUAUGUCGCGUCUCGAGAAGGGCACCUUCCGGAAAUCCUCUCCAUGAUUCAUGUCCACAAGCACACUCCUCUGCCAGCUGUUCUUGUUUUGCAUCCUUUGACGAUGAUAAUGCUCUUCUCUGGAGACCUCUACAGUCUUCUGAAUUUCCUCAGUUUUGCCAGGUGGCUUUUUAUGGGGCUGGCAGUUGCUGGGCUGAUUUAUCUUCGAUACAAACGCCCAGAUAUGCACCGUCCUUUCAAGGUGCCUCUCUUCAUCCCAGCGUUGUUCUCCUUCACCUGCCUCUUCAUGGUUGUUCUCUCCCUGUACUCGGACCCAUAUAGCACGGGGGUUGGCUUCCUUAUCACGUUGACUGGAGUCCCUGUGUAUUAUCUCUUCGUUGUGUGGGACAAGAAACCCAAGUGGUUCAGACAAUUAUCAGACAGAAUAACCAGAACAUUACAGAUAAUACUACAAGUUGUACCAGAAGACUCUAAAGAAUUAUGAACUUAAUACAUCAAAAUCUUGGCUAUCUGCCCAGGACUGAGAUACAGAAUGGAUCUUUAUUUCAAGAAAACACAACUUUGGUGAUGGACUAAAGGAACCGGUUAUUUCUAUUCAUAUCCUCUAAUGUAUUCAAACUAAUUUCUGAGCAAUUUACUGGUAACUCAAUGUAUUUGUAGAAAGCUAAUAUGCAAGUCACAUAGUGAGGCAAGGGCAGUGUUGGAGUCUGGUGCUUACCCACUGAGGUAAGGGGACAAGACAAGGGGCAUUGCCAACAGGGCUAUCAUUCUCUGUAAUAUUUCUUAUCACGACCAAGAACCUUCAAAUGGAAGACCAAAGUGUUUUCUGUAUAUAGGGGGUCUGUAUACAUAGCUUUACCUACUGGGACACCUAUACUGUGAAAAGUAUUUUCUAUUUUUCUGAAAAAAAUGUUAUUAUUGUGGCAAAGGGGCCAGAAAUAACUUUAUUUUACAUAGAACUUGGAUGGUUUUGCUUUGGUGACCAACAUGGCUGUCACUUAUAUUUCAAUGGCUUAUACUCAGAGCAUCAGAACAAAAGAUGGGGGAGUACUCUGUGUGUGUGUGUGUGUGUGUGUGUGUGUGUGUGUGUGUGUGUGUGUGUGUGUGUGUGUGUUUUGUGUGUGUGUGUGUAUGCAGCUUGAGAUCGAACUCAGGGCUUUGAUAAAGCCAGGCAAGCACUCUACCUUUGAGCUACAUCCACAUACCCUAAUUUUUUUGAAUGCAUUAAAGAAGCAUUUCUUGAGGCUAUGAUCUAUGAGGCAAUCCUAGGAACUGUGUUUGAAUAAAAAUCAUGGAGAAUUUGUUAGGUUAAAUAUGAUUUCACUUAUUGUCAGGAGGUUUGAUGUUUGGAGUGUCACUUUAUUUUCAUCCUGGUUCCUUAGUUCUGGAAAAUGUGCACUUUUUGGUACGACAUCCACUGAUGAACCACCUCUUUGGUAAUUUACUCCUUGAUGAAUAAAAUGAAAUUUUAAUCACUAUAGUACAGCAUCAACAUGGGAGAAAUUGUCCAUGAAACUCUAAAUAUCAGGCUUUGUCCCUAUAACCACAUUUAUAUGCAGUGUUAGUCAUUCUAAUCACUUUUCCCUUUACUUUGUGGCUAUUUUUACAUGGUGAUGACUUCUGACAGUGUGUGCAUUCUCUUUACAGUUCUGUUAAAAUAUGUCCCUGGAUAAAAUGAUCUGGAUCAAUUAGAAAAAAGCACAGAUUUACAUAAAAACUAUGGAAGAAAUGUCACUGCUUAGUGAGACUUUCAACCGAUCUUUUAAAAAGUGUCUUCUUCUAAAUCUAAGCUUUUUCAAUCAUUUCUUCACUUUUGUUAUAAUUCAACUUGCAAAAGAGAUCACUGAGGACAAAUCUACUGGAGGAGACUUCAGUAUGUGUGUUCAGCUAGGUGGUGCUAGGUCAGAAGUAGAAAACACUGGGCAAUUUUCAAAUAAGGUUAAUAUAAUGAUGAGACUUCUAAAACUCUUACUUCUAACAUUCAAAAUUAAAUGCUUAGCACGGCCACACUAAAUUUCAUCUCUUACAUUCUGACCACUUAAAAAUGAGAUGUUUAAAAAAUUAUCCUAAUUAAUAAAAUCAUUGAGUUCAUAGUUAAUUGCCCAAAGUACAAAUGACGAUUUUAAUCUAAAGCAAUUCACCAUUUCAGCUUUUUUAAGUCUCAGUAAUACUUAACAUAUACUCAAAGUUAACUUUGUUUUUUUGUAAAGGCCAAAUGAAGUAUUUAUUUCCCUAAGUGAACCAGUAACAAUUCCUCCUGUUUUUACUAAUAUGGGCUAUUCCAAACCUUAUGUCUAGUCUCUAGAACCAAAACAGUGUUACUUUGCUGACAUCUAUCUCUAGCAGAUGCCACUGGAGGUGCAUAUUUAUAUAUUGUUAUUUUUACACUAGACCCAUAAGAUUUAACAUGGUGGUGUUUUCUUCUUCCCUAUGAAAGAGAGUAAAGCCGUGGAGAGUCCUGUGGGCUCUGGUUCCUGACCCUCUUGUUUCCCCUGCUGUUUGGUCUCCUAGUUAUCUUUGAUAACUACGUAUCUUUCCCUGUACCACUAGUCAGGGUGUGCUUUGUCAUCAUCCUCCCUUUUCAGAGAUUUUUUUUUGUAGUGUUAAAUUUAUAAUGCCAUUGUAAUACCAUUUCUCGAAGCAUAAAAAAAAUCAGUAUUUCUUUAAAAUACUGUCUAUGGAGUUGCAUUUUGGCUUAUUUUGAAGUUAUACCCUAAGGGAACACAGCAUUUCUUUAAUCAUGGAAUUCAUGUUCAUAAUUGUUUUAUUAAGAGCUUAUAAACAGAUUUUUUUUAUUUAGAAAUACUCCUGCCCACUUGUAAUGUGUGUUUUUAUACAAAGUAAUUUUUUCUCAUAUUUUAGAUUAAUAAGCAUAUAUACACAUGUGAUUAUAUGUGUUAAUGUUUGUACUGGUGUACAUAUUUGAAUGUUCAUAUAAAAUUAUGAUUUGAUUACUAUAACACAAAGCUAGAUAUAGCCUAAACAGUUUAAGAUAUGCAAUACUCUAUUUUCAAAUAUUCUUUGUUUAGUAUACAAAGCCUUGAACAUGCAAUUUUUAUUUUUAUUUUUUUGUUUUUUUCAAGACAGGGUUUCUCCAUGUAGUUUUGGUACCUGUCCUGGAUCUUGCUCUGUAGCCCAGGCUGGCCUCGAACUCACAGAGAUCUGCCUGGCUCUGCCUCCCGAGUGCUGGGAUUAAAGGCGUGUGCCACCACUGCCUGGCUAACAUGCAAUUUUUAAAGGAUCUAAUAAAGAUUUCCAAAAGUUGGGUGCAAUUUUAUUCUCCUCACACAAUUAUAAAUAUUUCCACUGACUGACAUUCUAGCAAUGCUGUUUUGUCUCUUAAAGCAUUAGAUUCUCCCCUUUGAUUUCAAGUGCCUCUUCUUACAAAUGGUGGCUUUGCUUAGCUGGCAGCAAGACCAGCACUUGUCUUUCUUCACGAGAUUGGACAUUUGUCCUAGCAAACAUGGCUGAAUCCAGUUCCACUUGUAAGAUUGCGCGUGUACAUCCACAGUCUGUGUGUGUUUGUCCCCCAGCCCUGUGGGCACAGGAUCAGGCCAGCUGACUGGCUUCUAUUCCUGGUGCUCUGCAGCUUUCGAUAACACUAAAGUAUGCAUAUGGAAACAUUUUUAUUUUUUCAGAUUGCCUUAUGUGUCUGCUUAAAUUGUUUCCUCAAUUGCCAUUUGAACAGCAACAGAUGGUUUUCAUGAAGACAAUUAUGUAGCAGAAGUCCUCAUAAGCUGGGAUCAGCCUUUGGCAAACUCACUGUUUUAUCUCAAUUUACAGGUGAAUGGGAUGCGAAGAAAGGGAGCAUCUCUCCCUUUUGUGGAUAUCUUAUAACUGAGGUAUGAAAAGACAACUCAGGGUCAGGAUAACAGGAAGUGGAGGGAGCCUAUGAUUAGCAGUAACCACGUUUCACUGUCCUACAACCAAGUCAGAGAACUAUCAAAGCUUGUCUGUUGGAUGUAAAUGAGUAUCCUAAGAAGCUAAUUAAGCAGGAGCAAUGCUGUCUCCAGUGCCCCCAAGCUCCUUCCAAGGUCCUAGGGUGGCUUUAGGAAGAUUGUGUUUUUAAAACAGAAGACCCAGAAUUAGGCCUGGAGAGAUGGCUUAGCUUCUAAGAACAUUUACUGUUCCUGCAGAGGACCUGAGUUCAAUUCUCAGCAUCCACAUGGUGGCUCACAACCAUGGGUGACUACAGUUCCAGUGGAUCCAAUGCCCUAUUCUGACAUUGGUGUGCACAAGGCAUGCACACGGUGUAUGUACACGCAUACAUUAAGACAAAACACUCAUAUAUAUAUAAAAUAAAAUAAAUGUAUGUAAUUUUUUUAAAGACCAGGAAAAUUGCCUGUAUAAUAUAUACUGUGGCGUCCACAUUUGUUUGUGAACAAGAUAAAAAAUAGUUCCUAUUAUUUUUCCAUUAAAAAGAACCAUAGAAUAUUUAUAAAAAUAUUUUAAAAUACUUAAAUGCUACAUUAAUUGAAAUGUACACAUAAAAGACUAUCAGUGGCUUUCUUAUAAAGUCUAUGUGAUAUAGAGGGCAAUGGUUUCAAUUGUGUUAUGCUGUGAAUAACAGAAAAGCAGUGAAUGAAGCUUUAUUUGUAGCUCUUUUUCUUAUUUUGGAAAGAAAUAGAUUUGUGAUUCCAAUGAAAAUGACUCAAGAAGCUUAUUCUAUUUGAGUGUCAUUUGCUUCAUAACAUUCUGUGUGUUGGUGCUGAUAGGGUGCAUGAUGAUGUUUUGGGUCCCUAAUCAAUCAAACCAGGAAUUAAGUCAUGGCAUCGUGUAAUGGCAAGAAGCUUCUAGAGGAUAUAAAUUAGAGAAGAUAAUGAGUCAUUUGCAUAGCUUCUAUUUAUAUUAUAGAUGAGUAAAAGAAUUAUUGCCUGCAUAUGUAGUUUAGCUAAAUUUUUCCAUAAAUAGUAUUUCAAAAGUCUAUCUCAAUAUAUUUAAUAGCUGAAAGUGUGAGUGACCUCUAUGUAGGCUACUGAUUGUUAGUGCUGUACUUUAAAAUAGAUGAUUUAACAGCCAAUUUUUAUAAGCAGUCCUUUAUUUUAUAGAAUUUUAAAAUUAUUUAGUAUCUAAUAAUAAGUGAUUUGUCUGUUUUUAUGUCACAUAUUGGUGCAAAAGCAUGAGUUAUGGCCACAUAGCUCACCAUUUCUUUAUUUUACGAGACAUUGUCCUUUUUUAUCAACUCAUGGCAAUACUGUUAUUGUUACUUUUUUCUUUUCUUCUCCUUUUUAAAAAAAUAAUUUCUGUUUCAUUUACAUAAAGCAACAGUUCUCUGUGUUUCGGUCUUUGAUACUGAUACUAUGCCUUCAAGAUGUAACUAUAGAAAGACUCAUUUCCCAAGAUUUUCUGAGUGAAAAACCUGCCACUCUUAUUUUUUUUCUUGGGAUUAGCCCCCUUGCUCUUCCUUAUUUCCGCUUCGCUUGAAAUGCAUAGGAUGGUUUCAGCCUCCAAACAGCUACCUGCUACAUGUGUCCUGUUUGGAUCAAAGGUAUUUUGUCGUAUCAAUAACUGCCCACACAGUUUUGUAGGUAAUACUUUCAAAGAAAUGGUGACUCCUUAGGCAUGAGAGCCGUGUGGAUGGCUGCAGCAAUUCAAAAGUAAACACACUCCCCACUUUAGCACACACACUGCUGAUUUCUUAAACUGAAUUCAUUAUUGGUUAGAAGAACUGCUCGUUACGUCCUUGUUACCUCUUGAUGAGGCCACAGAGGCAGUGUUGAAAGCCAGGGGAGAAAGAGAAGACUAAUGCUUUGUUACCUCUUUUGCAGCAGUAAUUGUAUUUUGAGCACUUCCUGUGGUGGUAUUUUGCACAGUAUCUUGUGGGAAAAUGCGUUAGGUCUUUGGAUGUUACAGCUCUAAGUGGGUUGUGCAUGGUCUGACUAGGAGGGGCGUUUUGAAGGUAAACCUCACAUGUUCUUACUAAUGAAUGACCCUUAGUCGCCACAGACUCAGAACUACAGUUAUAUCUUACCAGGAGACAAGUCAUUAUGGGUCCCUGCUCUUAGGAUUGAAGGGUCUUGUUUCAAAGAAUUUACAAAUUGAUCUUUUCCUAGAAUUUCUCCAUCAUUAAGAAAAUAAUCAAAUAUUAUCUUAAAGUAGAAAAGUGCUUUGGAGAAAUAAAAAAAACAACCACCACAUUAUUUGCAAUGAAUGAAUAUUCUUGCAGGAGAAAUUACUUACACUAAAUUACUUUGCAUUCUAAUUAUUUCAGAUACUAGUCAAUAGCAUUUUUUAUUACUCUGAAAGCAAAAAAAAUCUGCAUCAUUAAACCCAUCUUUUCCUAUAUCUAUGUAGAUAUGUGAUAGUGAUUAUUUGACAAACCACCAGAAUUCUCUUAUUAAUCUGAGGAACCUGACCAUCUUCUUGGAGAGACUUGCUAGCCAACCCUUUUCUCUGAGAUUUUCAUUGCUGCUGCUAUAAAAUCUGCAAAUAAAUUUUAACUAGGUUCUUCUUGAUAUUACUCAUGUUCAGAGAGUUUCACUGUCAGAAAGUUCCUAGAAUCAGUCACAAUAGUAGUAUAUACUGCAUUUCAAAAGCUUGUAUACUUCGAAGGCAGACACUGGCCCCAAAUUUCUGUUUCUGGCAAGAGGUUUCAGCGCAAUAGUAAUGAGGGUUAGUGGUGUUUUCCAACAUGUGGGAAUUUUGCAAGCAUAAGCAUCAGAUAUGUUUUCUACCUGUGCCAAACAUGAUGAAAAAAUAUGUAGUUAUGUCUCUCCAAUGCUGCGCUGGUUGCCUGUGGUUUUAUACUAAACACAUUCCAGAGAGUGGAAUCUACAUCUGGCCUACUUGUGCUGGAUGCUUGGAGAGCUUAAUUUGUCUUCCCUCACAGAUAAGACUCAAACCCUGAAUUUCAUACUGCAUCGUUCUUAUUGUAGUGAGACUUAUACGGUAGUCAUGCACUGAGAAGGGGGAGUUUUCGUUAUUAAUUCAGAAGUCAAUCACUUCAGUCAUAUAGCUUGUCUCUUUAUUUUAGUAUAUCUAGUUUUACUUUGCUAAAAUAUGGGAUUGUAAAUUUAAUCUAAAUAUUUGACAUACUAACUUUUUCCUCUUCCAUCAAGGAGUAGAAAAAUUCUUAUGUGUGUUGGUUUGUUCCUACUAACGUAUUAGGCACUGUGGAUAAACAUAUUUAACUUUCCUUUCACACGUCUGCAAACAUCAUUGGGUGGUUCUGGUGGGGUCACCUCAGCCUGGUGGUAGUCUGGCUGACAACUGCCGUCAGAUCUGUGCUCCAGUUGUCAUUUACAAACAUGCUGAGACCUAUGGUGGCUCUAGACUGUGUUCCUCGUGACCUUGGAGCAUUGUCCACAUUGCAGGAACAUGGCAGCCCUGGAGCACUGUCCACAUUGCAGGAGCAGGGCAGCUCUGUUCUGGUGACCUCCUUACAGGAUUAGAAACAUCUGCCAAGACAGAAUGUACGCUGUGUUCUCUACACUCCUUUACCCUGGCGUUGUGACGAUGGACCUUGAUGAAAGUGAUGGCUAGAGUUUGCACAAACUUCACACCGUGUCUUACAUUGAGUGGUGACUUCUUAAAGGGUAAGGUGGCUGUGCUACAAAAAUGCUGAGUGACGAUUGUGAGCAGUGCAGAGGAACUAUUAUUUGUGGAUCCUGUUUUGUCUUCGAAUUCCUUGGCACUGGUGUCAUAACAACAUGUGAUAUGUGAAAUAAAGUGCAUUCUUCUACAGCUAAAUGAUUUUCCUCUAGGCAAAGUUCUGCUGUAGCAAACUCAUUGCUAGAUGGUGUUCUUGGGCUAUGUGUAUAAGCGGGAAAGCACAGUGAAAUGUGUGCUUUCUGAUGGAAAUGCUUCUUGUUCAUCUCAUAUGGAAUGCAUUUUGGUGCAAUAUGUCACUCCAGUUCACAUUAUCGAAUUAUGUUUCAGUUGUAUUUGUGGAGCUGCCCACUUGUUAUGCUUCUAGCUGCUUCUAUCUUUGUAUAUCCACCUUGUAUAUAUUUUUACUUGAAAAUACUUUAAAUGGUUAUUUGGAUACAUAUUUGAUAGUUUACAUAUUAAACAUCAUGUUUUUCUUUCUUUUCGAUAAUAAACACCACUUUAAACGAAA
This is a messenger RNA of Peromyscus californicus insignis, 9429 nucleotides long. It is a transcript of the gene Slc7a11, whose product is annotated as solute carrier family 7 member 11. The transcript has 12 exons. Gene Ontology annotation, cellular component: membrane. Gene Ontology annotation, biological process: amino acid transmembrane transport. Gene Ontology annotation, molecular function: L-amino acid transmembrane transporter activity. Lineage: Eukaryota; Metazoa; Chordata; Mammalia; Rodentia; Cricetidae. The record is from RefSeq and is a predicted model, not a curated record. Bases 346 to 1854 code for a protein of 502 amino acids.